CUUGUCCGCCAUAAACAACUGCUACCUUAGUUAUAUCUCCCAAACCAAACACCUUGUAAACGCCCGCCUUAUUAGCUACUCGCGAUGGCAGACGCUUGGAAAGAAAGUAUCGCCAGCACCGACUCCAAGGACCCAACCACGCAGCAAUUACCCCAGUCGGAAGUGCUUGCCAAAGGGCCCAAGGCCGCUCCAACGACCCCAACCUCCCCGCCGGUUCAGGCUGAGAUUAGAGACCACCGAUUAAGCGACGAGUGGGACGCUUCCAAGGUGCCUCCCUCGCGUUUCCAAAAGCGCAAGGGCUCCAUCUACGCCGUGCCCCACUCGCGCGACGGCAGGAUUGACAGCAACUACCCUGCCAAGUACUUUGAGAAGCUGGCGGAAAUGAGCUCGAAGAAGUGACGACCUGGCGCUUUCCACGCUUGAGAACGGCUCUCUUUCCACCUUGUGUUGUCCCGAUAUCUGCAGAUCGGAGGGGAGAGGUGGACAACACUCGUGGCAAUUUCCGUCCUUGUAAGGGGGCCCGCGACUUUCAUUGAGCUGAAUUGGGAUCUUGUGGCACCUGACGAGGGAGGCUGAUUGGUCCCAAUCGUCUUCGGGUUCCGGAUGGACCACCUGAUGGGGUUCAUGAUUAAGGAGGAAGACGGGGCGGAAAGUUUGAUAGGCUGUGUGUGUAUAGUCAUUUGAGUGUCGAUAUAAUCUGGAGGGAUGCCGGCACGGCAAGUUUCAAUACAAUCGAGAUGCUUCGCACCGUGAAGGGCAAAAGCGGCGGCGGGACCACUUCCCAAACGUUCGUCCGCCGAAUCCCGCUGCAGCUCUGAA
Thermothelomyces thermophilus ATCC 42464 is the source of this 819-nucleotide messenger RNA. RefSeq lists its product as uncharacterized. Lineage: Eukaryota; Fungi; Ascomycota; Sordariomycetes; Sordariales; Chaetomiaceae. Bases 85 to 399 code for a protein of 104 amino acids. The record is from RefSeq and is a predicted model, not a curated record. The transcript is spliced from 3 exons.